AUGUCCGCGACAAUGACAGAAGUCGCCCCAGCGACAACCCAGCUUGAACUGAUGACAGCCUAUGGACCUGUAUUCCGCACCGUGUCCACCUCCGCUCCUCGAGACAGCCUACCGGACGAGAUCCCCGUGAUUGACAUCAGCACCAUCUACGACGGCCCCGAAGCUCGACGGGCACUUGCAGUCAAGUUCAAAGCCGCCGCCGAGAACAUUGGCUUCUUCUACAUCCAGAACCACGGCAUCGGCGAGCAAAUCGUCAGCAACGCGGCGAAGCAGGCUUGGAGGUUCUUCCGUCAACCCGCGGACGCAAAAUCAAAGGUCUCCAAGACCCAAUCCAAGUACUACAACGGCUGGAGCUCCGUCGGCUCCGGCAAGAUCUCCCCCUCCGAGUCCCGCGACAAGAAGGAAGGCUUCCAAUGGAAGUACGAGCCGAGCAUCGACCCGGACACCAAAGACCCAAGCCAGGUCCCCGAGGAGGUGAAACGCUGGAUCCGCGCCGAGGACUUCGUCUGGACCGGUACCGCGCACCUCCCCGACUUCCAGAAGGAGGUAUUGGAGUACUGGAAGGCAACCCUGACGCUCGCGCGGCAGAUGAUGAAGGUCUUCGCCCUCUGCCUGGACCUGCCGGAAACCUACUUCCAAGCGCUGACCAGCUACCCGGGCGCCGACGGCGUCUUCAACUACUACCCGGGCCUGACACCGGAGCUCGCACGCGAAGACGCGGGCCCCAUCGACGUCGGACUGGGGGCGCACACGGACCUGCAGUGCCUGACGCUGCUGUGGCAGGACCAGGUCGGCGGCCUGCAAGUCCUCAACACGCGCGGCGAGUGGAUCAAGGCGCAGCCUAUCCCGGGCACCUUUGUCGUCAACAUCGGCGAUUUCCUCAUGCGCAUGUCCAACGGCCGGCUGAAGUCGACGGUGCACCGCGUGUACAACCGCACGACGCAGGAUCGGCUCAGCAUGCCGUUCUUUCUGGGGUUCAACUUCAACGAGACGUGCUCGGUGCUGCCGACGUGUACGGAUGAGGAUAAUCCGCCCCAGUAUGAGCCUAUUUCCUGUGGCGAGGUGAGUUCCCAUAGCCACCAGCUUUGA
Cyphellophora europaea CBS 101466 is the source of this 1089-nucleotide messenger RNA. RefSeq lists its product as uncharacterized. The record is from RefSeq and is a predicted model, not a curated record. Gene Ontology annotation, molecular function: dioxygenase activity. NCBI's taxonomy places the organism in Eukaryota, Fungi, Ascomycota, Eurotiomycetes, Chaetothyriales, Cyphellophoraceae. The coding region runs from base 1 to 1089 and encodes 362 amino acids. The transcript is spliced from 2 exons.